AUGCCCAACUUCUCCGGGAACUGGAAGAUGAAAUGUUCUGAAAAUUUCGAGGAGCUCCUGAAGGCGUUGGGUGAGUGA
Molecule: messenger RNA, 78 nt
Organism: Staurois parvus
Lineage: Eukaryota; Metazoa; Chordata; Amphibia; Anura; Ranidae
Source: the annotation of a GenBank genome assembly